CAUCUUCCAUUUUUCCUAAUUUUCUACUCUCCACUCCCAAACAUGGCGUCGGGUCACCUUCGCCUUCAUAUUUCCUCUGCAAAUUCACCACUUUUAUUAUCAUUACCUUUGAAAAGGUGUACGAUUGCCUGUACUCUCAAUACCCAUGAUUACGAUACAAAUCCGAAAUCAAAGUCCAAAUAUUGGUCGAAAAACCUAAUCUCUUUGGCAGUUGCUGUGGCCCUCGUGACUCCGUUGCCUUGUUCAGCAAUUCCUUCUCUCAAUUCCCAAUCUUUUUCCAACACUCCAUUUUCUCAGUCACAGAAUUUGCCUACUGGCUUGGAAAAUGGAGUUGGAUCCUUGUACCGUGUAGUUCCUUUAAACUACCAAAACUCGAUUUUCUUAAGCCUGCAUUACCUAGGUCUGCCAUGGGGCCUGGGCCUGACCCCUAUUCAUACUCGUGUUAGAAUGGUGAAACUUAUCUUUCUUGAAAUGAAUGAAAAAGUUAAUAUUCAGAGAAAAAUCAGAGCUUGCCCUUCUAUAAAUCCAAGCUGCGUAUCCAGUAAUCCCAAAUCGUCAAAUUUCGCAUUUCCGUGGAGGAUAACAGGCUAUUCUUCAGAAAGUGUGGCCAUUCAGGAAUUACAAGAUGCACUCUUGAAAACACUGAAGAAUGUCAAGAUUCAGCCUGUUGAAGACACGCCUAAUGGUAAAUAUCUGAAAGCUGAGGUGGAUGUAGGAUUUGGCCGAGAUGUUUUGGAGUUUUUAGUAAAUGGAGAUGUUGUUUCAUUUAGAGCUAUGGCUACCAAGGUAACAUAUGUAUAUCCCUUCACAACAGCUUUUGGGGACUCAAAAGGUGAGGAAGAUAGAUUGAAAAAGAUUGUAAAUGAAUUAGGGUGGUAUGCUCCAAGUUUUGAUUCCAUGGACUAGAGCAUAUAUCUAUUUGUACACUCGUCAUCUUCUCAAAUACCUCAAUUGGGUCUGUUGGCCUGAGUUGCCAUUUACUGCUACAAUGCUCUUUGUCUAUUAACUAUCUACUGUCAUGUACUAGUUCUUGCAAUCACUGCCGUAAAAAAAUGUGGACCAAAGUGUUUACACUGCGUUUGGAUAGAGGAAUUUGGGUUUGUGGAUUUUUUAAAAUAGCAAAGUUGAAAUUCUGGGAGUUUGAAAUUUAUUCAAUUGAAUUCCUUGAAACUACAAAUUUCUCAGUCCAUGAGAAGUAUUAUAGAAAAUUCACCUAUAAGGCCAUUUCCAAUCCAAACUCAUUCUCAGACCCAAAAUGCAAUAAUUGUCACAAUAAUUUUUCUCAAAUCCAUAAUAAUUCUGAGCUACAUAUGGUGCUAAUGGUUACAGAUUCAUCUCUGGCCUUAGCAUGUGUAUUAGGUUCAGUGUGUGUUAUGUUCUUGAGUCUCAGUUGUUCUUUUAGAGCAUCCGUGUGUGGGUGCCUCUCUUGUAAUAGAAUCAGUUGGUUCUCGGGUUGUAUUUGUAUACAUUCAGUGCUAUAAAAUGCUCUAUCAUUUCGGAAA
Molecule: messenger RNA, 1502 nt
Organism: Striga asiatica
Lineage: Eukaryota; Viridiplantae; Streptophyta; Magnoliopsida; Lamiales; Orobanchaceae
Source: the annotation of a GenBank genome assembly